AUGCUCUGCCUCUCUCAGAGGACGUUCCAAGGCCUAUGUCGCCAGCGGCCAGCACGCUUUGCCUUCAGGCUCGCCGUCGCCGCCUCUAGCAGGUCACGGCCUCCCACAUUUAGCAUGCGGUGCCUGACCACACAUGCUCCCCAUAACAAGCCCACCGCCAUCUCGAAAGCCAGCUACGCCGCGGCCGAGCCUGUUGCGCGCGCGUACGCGUCGACCGACGAGGUGCAGCGCGCCAUCGACGAGCUACGCAGGGCACUGCCGGGGAAGAACCGCGUCGUGACAGACGCGGACGCCCUACGCACGUAUGGCUUCUCCGAGAACUCGUACCACCCGAGCGCGCCGCACGCGGUCGUGGUGCGCCCUAUGAGCACGGAGGAUGUCGUGCGCGUUGUAGACAUUGCGCGGGGGUAUAGGGUGCCGAUCACAGCGUACAGCGGGGCGACGAGUCUGGAGGGCCACUUUGCUGGGUUUGAAUCACGGAGUAUUUGUCUGGAUAUGUCGGGCAUGGACCAGAUUUUGAAUAUCAACGUCGGCGAUGGUGACUUGACGUGUCAAUCUGGUGCACGCUGGGAGGACAUCAACCAGACUUUGAAGGACAAGAACAUCCCUCUCUUCUUUCCGACCAUCGGCGGAAUGGUCGGUACAGGCUGCUCGGGAACGAAUGCUGUGCGCUAUGGUACUGCGCGCAGCGAGUGGUUUCUGAAUCUUACGGUGGUGCUUCCCAAUGGAAAGGUUAUCAAAACGAGACGGCGCGCACGGAAAUCGGCUGCAGGCUUUGAUACUACUAAGCUGUUCAUCGGCGCAGAGGGAACAUUAGCAACGCUUCGCCUGGCGCCGGUUGUCCCGACGAAAGUUGCGAUGGCCCAGUUUGCGAACGUGGGACAAGCCGUCAACGCUGUGCAGGAAAUCCUGCUUUCACCCUACGGAAGCAACAUCCGCAAUGCCAUCAACGCAGCCGGCCUGAUCGACCGCCCGCUCCCCGUCAAGGACAGUCUGUUCUUCAAGAUCCAAGGCGCGCCAGAGGCAAUCCAGCGCGCCGCAGACACCGUCAAGAAGAUCGUGCGCAAGCACGGGAGCAGCCAGUUCGCGUUCGCGGCGACGGACCAGGAGGCGACUGACCUCUGGCAGAACCGCAAGUACGCGCUGACGUCGACGUUGGCGGCACACCCGGGGUCGAGGUGUUGGACUACCGACGUAUGUGUGCCGGUAUCGAACCUCCCGGAGCUUGUACAUGAGACGAAGAAGGAUAUGGACGGGUCGGGCAUCAAGUAUACAAUCGUCGGCCACGUCGGCGAUGGGAACUUUCAUGCACUGAUGCUGUUCAAAAACGACGAGGAGCUCCAGACCGUCAGCGCCGCCGUUCACCGUCUGGUCCAUCGAGCGCUCUCUCUCGACGGAACUUGUACCGGAGAACAUGGGGUCGGAAUCGGGAAGAAGGAGUAUCUUGUAGAGGAGCUGGGCGAGGGCACUGUGCAGCUGAUGAAAGUCGUCAAGCACGCUGUAGAUCCGCUGAACAUAAUGAAUCCGGGAAAGCUAUACCCGGACGACCCCGAAUCAAAGUAG
Molecule: messenger RNA, 1563 nt
Organism: Heterobasidion irregulare TC 32-1
Lineage: Eukaryota; Fungi; Basidiomycota; Agaricomycetes; Russulales; Bondarzewiaceae
Exons: 13
Coding region: 1-1563 (520 amino acids)
Biological process (GO): lactate catabolic process
Cellular component (GO): mitochondrion
Molecular function (GO): D-lactate dehydrogenase (NAD+) activity; FAD binding; D-lactate dehydrogenase (cytochrome) activity
Source: RefSeq, a predicted model, not a curated record